Messenger RNA from Gasterosteus aculeatus aculeatus (three-spined stickleback), 2583 nucleotides. RefSeq names its product DNA-damage regulated autophagy modulator 2b (gene dram2b). NCBI's taxonomy places the organism in Eukaryota, Metazoa, Chordata, Actinopteri, Perciformes, Gasterosteidae. The record is from RefSeq and is a predicted model, not a curated record. Gene Ontology annotation, cellular component: lysosome. Gene Ontology annotation, biological process: photoreceptor cell maintenance; regulation of autophagy.
AUGUUUUUCGAAGUGGGCGGAGUCUUCUGUUCGGUUUUCUGACAGCUCCGAACACCGGAGACCGGAAUCCGGUCUGGAAUUAAGUGGUUUAACGCCGUGAUGUCAGCGCGGGAUUAAAAUAACCAAAAGGUCAGAACAUGUUACAGCGAGAAGCGUGUUGGAGAACGAGACUCGAACCACUGAUUAAGUUGAAACUAGACUUUAUAAGGCCAUCGUGAAGCAACAACACACACACACACACACACACACACACGCACUCUGAGAGGAGACCAUGUGGUGGUUCCAGCAGGGUCUGUGCUUCCUGCCCGCGGCGCUGGUCGUCUGGACCGCGGCGUCCUUUAUCUUCGCUUACAUCACAGCGGUGGUGCUGAGACACGUGGAUCCCCUGGUGCCCUACAUCAGCGACACGGGAACGACGGCCCCAGAGAGAUGCGUGUUCGGCAUCAUGCUAGAUGUGUCCGCCUUUUUAGGUAUGGCCACGGUGUACGUGCGCUACAAACAGGUGGAGGCUCUGACGGGUGAAGUUGACCUCCGGCUGAACAAGUUGAACCGCUUAGGGCUGCUGCUCGGCCUGGUCAGCUCCUUCGGAAUGGCCGUGGUCGCCAACUUCCAGAAGACCACGCUGUUCUCCAUGCACCUGGUGGGGGCGGUGCUGACCUUCGGGGUGGGGGCUCUCUACAUCCUGGUCCAGACGCUGCUCUCGCUCCGCAUGCAGCCUCACGUCCACAGCAGGACCAUCUACCUGGUCCGGCUCGGCGUGGGUCUCUGGACCCUCGGCAGCAUCAUCAGCAUGUUCGUGUCCUCCGUCAUCAUGUACAGCAGUCUGACCGGAGUGGACGUCCCUCGCAAGCUGCACUGGAUCCCCGGAGAGACGGGUUACACGGCUCACAUGAUCAGCACCGUGUCCGAAUGGUUUCUGGCCUUCUCCUUCAUCAGCUUCUUCCUCACCUACAUCAGAGACUUUCAGAAAAUAAACCUGCGAGCCGAAGCAGAUCUGCAGAGCAGCCACCUGUACGACAGCUGGCCGCACGCCGCGCCGCCGCCGUCUCACAAGAGCGACGGCGGCGAGUCGUCUCCUCUUCUCUCCGGAGAGACGUGACCGGCUGCACGGCUCCCUGCGGCUUUCUACUUUCUCUCAGCGUGUUUUCAAGGGCUUUUUUUUGUAUAAAGACUCUUAGACGCUGCAGGCUCGUAAAGGGUCCGUUCACCCCAAAGACACAUCCGGGUCACAAACAUCAUGGCGUCCAUUUAGUAGUAAACGAUUGUCAAAUGAAAUGGUGAGAUUUUAGUUUUGGCAGCUUGCAGCACUUAAACCUGAUGAAGAUGAACUAAAUCAACACCUUGACUGGUCACUUAUAGUGUUAUUACAUUUUAGAACGCUCCCAUCCAACUUACUUAUAAGUUAUAAGCUCCUCCUGAAGCCCGCUGGGGGGGAGAAUGUCUUUUAUUAAUGAAAUCAGCGGAGAAAGAAUAUUUUGGUCUGAGUUUUCUUUUCUUUUAUACAAGGGUGUUUUCGGUAAAUAAAACAGAAUAUUAGAGAAUAAUGCCAGAUGCCUUUUCCAUUAGCGCUGUGUGAACUGAACCAAAUAAUUCUAUAUAUAUAUCUAUAUAUAGACUAUUUAAUAAUUUGAAAGUAUAUGUUAAAUUGUUUGUAUCUGAAUAAUCUAUAUAGUCAUAUUAAUAAAACACCCAUAACAUUACCUGGAUUUUAAAGGUUCUAAUUUGAUCUUUUCUAUUUUCUAUUUGGUCGAUUCCACCUCAGUUUAUUUGUUUACUCAAUGGGUUUUUUAUGUUUCUUACCAAACACAUUUUGUUUCCUUGAAGUCUAACAAACGUGAUUUCCAUCAGUUAUUUUAUCUCAAUAUUUUGAUUCGGCCAACUAAUUAUGCUUAAUCCAUGAAUUCUAAAAACCUUAAUUGUAAUAAUUGUGAAGGAUCACUGCACACUGUUAAUAUCUUCAGUAUUUAUACCAACCUUCCGAACUUCUAACUCUGAGUUUCUCCUGUACAUUGUACUAUUCAUGUUGGGACUAAAGAAUUCAUAUCAUGUUUGUUGUUGCCAUGGUUACGCGUUUGUCCUCUUCAGACUGCGGUCACGUUGCUUGUAAGAUGUCAUGUUUAUAUAAUUCCUUUGAAUGUUUGACGCUGCACUAAUCGGGUUGAGGUGGAUUUACUGACAUUGAGGUUCUUCUGCCAGCUGUUCGUCCUCCAGCUGUUCUCUCAUCAGCUGCUUCCAACAGGUCUGACUCGACACAGAUGCCCUUCACAUCAUUUUCAAAUUCUAAAAUGAUUCAGGAAUAGGCUUAAAUAUGUUUGUGUAUGAUGUCUUAAAUCUGGCAUCCCUGCAGGGAUUCUUCUUUGGACCACAAAGGUUUUUCUACUAAUUGAGAGUCUCUCUCUCUCCAUUCAGAAGAAUGUUUGUCCAGUUUCAUACAAAUGAUCCAGUUCGGAUUAAAGAUCCAGCCUGAUGACAUUGAGGAACAAAUAAGGAAAUGAAUUUGAAAUUGUUGCAACUGAAGAUGGAGAAAACUGUAGAAUAUAAUGUAUAUAUUGAUUAAAUAAAGACUUUGCAGCUUAUCUGAUA